Molecule: messenger RNA, 993 nt
Organism: Acaulospora colombiana
Lineage: Eukaryota; Fungi; Glomeromycota; Glomeromycetes; Diversisporales; Acaulosporaceae
Source: the annotation of a GenBank genome assembly
AUGGCAGAAUACAAGGGUGCCUCGUCGGAGGGCCAACGGCAGGCCAUGCUGGAAAAGAAAAGAGCAAAAAUGUUGAGCGAUUUCGAAAAGCAACGUGAAAAAAUCGCUAAAGAUAAUCAAGUCAACAUAACCACUAGCAAAUUUGUCACGCAAUACGACGAUGUAGAAGAUUCAUUAAAAAAGGAGACAAUCGGUUUGGUCAAGCUUGAAGAUUUUCAAAAGAUUCGAAAAGAGUUACAAGUUCAGAAAGAAAGAGAGGCGGCUAGAACUGCAGAGCUUAAAGACGAUAAGAUUAAAAAGAAACGCAAGAAAAAGGAGAAGGUCAAGUUGUCAUUUUAUACGGAUGAUGCAGAUGAUGAUCAAGUAGACGAUAAUAAAAAUGAAAGUUCCAACAACACCAAUAAUACAGAUCUAGAGAACGGGGAUGAAAAUGGUAAUGAAAAAACGGACUCUCCAUUAACGAAAAAGCCUAAAUUAGGUAAAAACCCUAAUGUGGAUACUUCGUUUUUGCCUGACAGAGAUAGAGAGGAAGAGGAGCGCAAGGAAAGGGAAAAGUUACGACUGGAAUGGUUGCGGAAACAGGAAGAAAUAAAAGAGGAAAAAAUAAGUGUCACCUACUCGUACUGGGAUGGCACUGGUCACCGUAAAACCGUUGCGUGCAAAAAAGGUGACUCGAUCGCUGAUUUCUUGGAAAAAUGUCGACUACAGUUUCAUGAAUUGCGUGGAGUGAGCGUGGACAAUCUUAUUUAUGUGAAGGAGGAUUUGAUCAUUCCACAUCAUUACACGUUCUACGAUUUCAUUAUCAAUAAGGCAAGAGGAAAAUCAGGACCAUUGUUUAACUUUGAUGUUCACGAUGAUGUUCGCUUGACACAUGACGCUACCGUUGAAAAGGACGAGUCACAUGCAGGUAAAGUUGUUGAAAGGAAUUGGUAUGAAAAGAAUAAACACAUCUUUCCCGCGAGCCGAUGGGAGGUGUAUGAUCCGGAGAAAAAU